AUGCAGCAGCCUCAGACACGCCCUCUCCUCGGGGACUCAGUAUCCUCUACAACUUCCCCGACAACUCGACGUGGUAAUUCGGUGACUGUGUUAACCCACCAGCAGUUACAACAGAUACAGCAAUUACAGGCCCAUAAUUCAACCGGACAGCAACUGACAUUUGCAUUGCAACAAUCGUCAAACAAUGGCCAGGACCAAGCGAACGGUUCGGCGACUGGGAAUCACAUAGUGUAUCUCAAUCAGUUGAGCCAACUGAAUCAAAAUACAAUAAACCAGUCGGGGACUGGUAUGGGCCUACCCCCGGCCGGCCCCACUUUUGGGGUGGGCCUCAAUAUGGGAUUGCCUCUGUCAUUAUUAAAUACCAGUCUUACAUCAUUAACUUCAAACGUAAUAACGACCUCUAAUCCUCUGCUCAAUAUCGGAUUGCCCAGCAUUAAUCCAGGGAUAACCACCGUAAACACGGACCUCAAUACCUUGAACGCGAUAAACUCAACCUUGAAUUCAAACUUACCUUCCAACAGUAUUAGCAACGGAUUGGCUGGUCUCGCCCAAGACAUCAAUGCCAUUAAUUCUGGCAUUAAUCGGCUCAAUACUCUAAACUCCUCCGGGUUGUCCAACAUAAAUUCCGGCUUGAGUGGGAAUUUGAACCAAAACUUCGCGACACUAAACGCCAACGUUGGAGAGAACAACUCUGGGCUGUCUAAUUUGAGCAGUCAUACCUCCCAGUCGUCCUCGAGCAUCAACCAAAAUUUCAGCAGGUCACUGAACGUCCUCGCGGGAAUCACUCCCAGCAGCCUCAGUUCAUGCAACACCAACUUUCCGUUUCAAACCAUCCAGAGUAUCCAGAGCAUAGCGCCGCACAUAGUAGGCUCGAGUGUCAACCAAGUACCGAGUUCAGCGAUCCAGCAGCAUUCUAAUUCCAGCGGGGUCUCGAUAUCCCACAGUUCAAACCUGGCUCUCAGCUCUAAUGUCUACACGAGUACGUCGAACACGCCGAUCUUGUCGACGACUGCCAGCGCGAACCAGUCGUCCAACGUCACCCACAACCAGAGCAUACAUUUGGGAGUGAUGCACACCAACCAGCCCAAUGUAUCAGCCUCACAUUUUUCAACAGUUAAUGAUUCAAUAAAUACGUUGAGUCACAUCUCGGCGAUCGGCAGCUCGCACAACACCGGGUUCCAGCAAAGACAAUUCUCUCAAGCUCAGAACUCGAAUUUGGGCUCGAUAAACAUAUCCGGAAACCAGACCUCCAACACAGUCAAGACAGUCCAGAAUAUUCAGAGCCAGAACGUCAGCUCUCCUGGUAGUCCCUUUUCAAUGCCGUUAAAGAGUCCGGCUUCGAAUAUCGCUCCGCCAACGCCGAGUCCAAGUCCGAACCGAGUGUUGCUUCGCAGUCCAGCUUCUAAUUCGAUCCAGUCGAACAGAAACAGCCCCAGUCCGGUUGCCACUUCGAAUAGUAAUUUUAGCAUGCAAAUGCAAAGCCCGAUGCAGAGUCCGAUGAGUGUUGGCCAGAUACAGAGUCCAGCUCCAAGUCCGUACCCUCCUGCUAAGAGUCCUCAUCACUUGGGGUCCAGUACCACGCUCAAUAACAGAAGUCCUGCUCCUGGUGGAAGUCCAGGUCCUCCUGUUGUUAGGCCUAAUACGCCGAUUCUCCAGCAAGGGAUGCAAGUGUUGCAAAUUAUUGGCACACCACAGGGCUACCAGCAAGCCUCGUCACAAUUAGUCACGCGGACACAUCUUUUUGGCAAUCAGCAAAUCCAAAUAGCCGCUACUAAGCCUGCCAAACAGCCACCGCAAAUAUUACCGAAACCACCCAAUCAGCAAGGAGUCGCGACCCAGCAAAAACAACGAGUGACAACGACUAUUACUAACCAGGUGACGCAGCAAACACAACCACAAUUGGUAUUAGCUAGUCCCCAGCAGAAUCCAACUGGUACAGCAACAAUGAUACCCACAGCACAAGGUCUUUUAUUAAAUCAGGUUUUGCCGUCAAGCGGACCUGUCAUUGUGCAACAGCAACCCGGUGGCGUUCAAUUAAUACUCCGAGCACCAGCGAAUGCUCAACAGCAAACGCAUACUGCACAGGUGAUGGUUUCACUCAUUGUCCGUUUUAACUUGACUCAACAACAACUCGUACGAGUUAUCACUGCACAAGGUAUGCAGAUGCAAGGACUCACGCCGACAUUUUUUGCCGUACCUAAUGGUUUUUCAACACAAGCUCCUUCCGUACUUAGGCAUACACCUACAAGCCCAGCACCUGCAAACACAGCAAAUAAUAAUCCAAUAGUAAUCCAGAACGCGAUGGUCCAGAGUCCACAGCCUCAGAUGAACCAAGUGAGUUCUUCAAAUACGAAUCACGUGUCAGCAGCUCCACCGCCUCAGCAGCCGACAGUUGUUGAACAGAAUUUGCUUCCGCCACCGAAGAAAAAAGCCAAAAAGAAAAAGAAAGCCAAGAAAAAAGAUGAGGAGCCUCCGAAGCUUGACCUUGCCAGUAUCAUGAAAAUAUCUGGCAUCGGUGACGAUGAUGACAUGUUCGACACGGACACGGUCCCAGAUAACGAGCCCUCGCAGAUCCAUGUUGAACAGCCUGUUCAGCAUCUAGGCCAGUUAUCUCCCCACCCGCAGAUGUCAAACAGCAGUCAAAGCAUACCCCAACCUCAGUCUCAACCUCAAUCUCAACCUCAAUCUCAACCUCAAUCUCAACAUCAGCCAGCAAUUAACACCCCCAACAUCCAGCCUACAACUCCCACGACGGAUAAUUUCGGUGGUAGUCAAUUGGUAGCGCAGCUACAGAUGCCGAUGCAAAAUGCGAUAUCUGGUCAACUGCGACUAGCUGUUGGUGAAGAUGGUAGAGUGGUACUUCAUCAUACUCCGGACCCGAACCAGCCCGAGUUGGAUCAAGUUACUGCUCAAGCCCUAAUCAGAUCUCUCAUCCAAGGCAAUAGUCAGAAUUCUCAAAUAAUCUCUCAGCUUCUUGGCCACGCACAAACUCUAGCUCAACAGAAUGUACAGCCUCCGGAGCCUGCGACUCCAUCUCCAGUAAAUAGACCAAAAAAUCCUGUAAAAGCUCCAACUCCAACUCCGACUCCUCCGACUCAAAUUAAUCAGACCUUUAAUCAAGUUAAUUCUUCGCCAGUGACUUCUAUGUCUCAGCAAGUCCAUGGGGCCAAAAUUUCCUACACUCACAACUCUCAGAACGCACCUCAACCUAAUACGAAUAUUAAUGUUAACCAGAGAACCGACUCGGUAGCCUCUUCGCCGUCCUCUUCAAUGAACAGUUUGCAAGCUUCGCAAAUUACCAAAAAUAUUCAGUCGCUAAAUGCUGGUGUACAAUUGUCUAAUGCGGGGAUUCAUAUUGCUGUUGGACCAAUGUCACCUAAAUCAGGCUGUAAUUUAUUCAACGAAUCUGGGAAAGUUAAUCAGCAGACUGUAACGCCUUCGAAUACUGGGAUUAAAAAAUCACCGAUGCAAAAUGCUCGGCAAAAGUCACAGGGCCAAGGAAAUUUCAUUAAUCGCAAUGUUAAUGUCAAAAACACUCGCACGGUUUUACAGAAAAAUCAACAUGAAAAACCUCAGCAACAACAGCAAAUUCAACAACAACAACAACAACAACAUCAGAACGAGCAAAUUAACCAACAAAAUUUACAGCAAAUUUCAACCCACACAAUUCAGUCGCUAAAUGUACAAAGAGUUCUUGAGCAAAAUCUUCACAAAAUAACUGUUUCUGGUGUUCAGCAAAAUUCUAUGAAUCUUGUGCAUCAAAAUCCAGCUAAUUCGCAGCAGUCGAUGCAAAUUUUACAGUCUAGUGAUAAUAUCCAGCAAGGGAUUAAUAUUUUAGCUCCAAAUAUUCAGAAUAUCGAUCAAAAUUUACAAGGAUUUGAAACUCAACGAAAUCAAGAAGUUGUCGAUGCAAUUCAUCAACAUCAGCAGCAGCAGCAGCAGCAGCAACAACAGCAGCAGCAACAACAGCAGCAACAACAACAACAGCAGCAACAACAACAACAGCAGCAACAACAACAACAACAGCAACAACAACAACAACAGCAGCAGCAACAACAACAACAACAACAACAACAACAACAACAACAACAACAACAACAACAACAACAACAACAACAACAACAACAACAGCAGCAGCAACAGCAGCAACAACAGCAACAGCAACAUCAUCAAACUAUAACAAAUCUAGUUAAUUUAAAUCUACAACAGCAGCAUCAAAAAAUAAUUGGUACAAAUAUUCCUUGUCAAAAUUCUCUGCAAUGUGACACGCAGAAGAUAAUAAACUCCCAGCCGAAUGUUCAGCAACAAAAUAUAUUUUUCUCAAGUGAUCCGCACUUGGUAAACGUAACACAGGGGACAGAUCAUACGAAACAGAAAGUAGAUCUCCCGAACGUAGAUAUGCUGAAUAAUUCACCAGGAACUAAUAUAUUUAAUCCUUUAGGUAAUUUAAAUCCAAACGACCAAAUAUUAAUAGCGCAUCCGAACGGGCAGAUGCAUAUUAUCAACCAGCAGUCUUUCCAGCAAUUGUUGGCAGCGAAUCAGUUGAGCACAACUCAGCAGAGCCAAAACCAGCAUCAAAAAAUCGUUAUUGGAGACUCUGAAGCAUCUCAAAAUUUACAGGGUGUCCAAAUAAACACACCAACCAGUCAGAUUAUUGUAAACAGCUCCGGUGGGGCUCCAACGAUACAAAACAACAUCCAGAACAUCGUAGUGCAAGCUGCACCCUCGCAGAUGCCUCACCAGAUUCAGAUCCAGAACUCCGGGUUCCCGAGUCAGUUUAUUGAUAAUCUGAACCAGCAACAGAUAAGAAAUCUGUCCAACAACCAGCAGAUGAACCAGCAGCCAGCCCCAGUUAAGAAAACUAAAGUUGUCAAGAGAAAACCCUCAGCUGCUCAAACGACUGGGUUCAAUGUAAAGACGGUAACGAGGCCAAUUACGAGUUCCACGACUACGGCGACGACUUCGGUAAGAGUUGACGGGAAAGUCCAAACAACUCCUUCGCCUUCGACGCCUCUCAGUACAAAUCCCAGCAAAAGUGAGUGUCAGAACAUCGGCAAUGGCAGAGUUACGUCUCCCAGCACCCCGACGAACGGACAACCCGGCAGGAAGUUUAUCCAGCUGCCAAUAUUCAAAGAGCAAAUGCUGAAGAACAUCCAGAGUCAGAUCCAGGCAAUCAAUAGUCGAAAGCAAAUCACUCCUGGCGACAGAGCUCUUCUCAGCAAACUCUUUCAGGAAAGGGAGAAAAUUCUUGCCGGUGGAAAAGUCGUCAGCGCACCACCUGGGACCAUUCCGACGGGAACCGAGACCACAUCGCAUUCGAGCAUUUCUUCACCGACAGUGUUCUCGGUGUCGCAACCUUUGGCGAAUAAAAAUCCAACGUCGACGGUCGAGACCCAAACUCCAGCUGUUCCUGUUUCUUUAAAUACUCAGUGCGUUAAUGUAAACAUAAAAGAUCUCGCAGCAAGUGGGGCUGGUUGUGAUGCAGUGAUAAGCAGUGUUGGCCAGAGCAUGCCCAAUAUUUCAAACACUGGUACUAGUUUGCAGCCUCCGGUGAGCAAACAACCUCAGCAGAAGUUUUACCAGGUUCACAAUAAUCAGCUGGUAAGUCCGUCCUUGUCUACCGCGCCGUCGACGACCGCUCAGACUCAAAUACUAAAUCCGGUACCGAUCGUCACUCAGCAACAGUCGACUCAGUGCCAAACAGACCCGCCGGAUAUUAAGCCAGACAUUAAACUGCUGAGUCCAAUAAAGCAGGAAUUGUUGUCACCGGUCCAGGUCCAGGCACAACUUCAAGUACAAACUACCCCGGUCGCUACGUCGCCGAGAGUCCCCAUUCCUAACCAGAGUAUCCAGAAUCCAAUAACUGUUCCCUGUGGGAAUAAUAAUAAUAAUAACAAUAGUAAUAAUAAUAAUAUUAAUAGUAGUAAUCUGAGUGGCCAGACUGUGAAAAUAACUAAUCCUCCGGCGGAGAGUCCCAAGCAGGGGAUUAAAAGACCAGCGACUAGUCCGAUUUGCCGGCAGAUUAACCGAAGCGAUGUGAUAGAAAAACAGCUGAAGCUUGAUCAGGCUGGAGCUACCAACCCGGAUGUAAAUACUCCUUUCCUUGAUAAGAAAAAUGCUUGUGAAAGGCUUCUUAACUACCAUUGCUUAAAUGAGCAAGUGUUGAGCGCCAAGGAUCUCGCCAAAGCCGACGAAAUAUUCGAGGAGACGGCUAAACAUUUACUUAAUAAAUUUAGUUUGAUGGUUAAUAAGUACACCUAUCUGCUGCUGAUGGACAGUAUGGUGUAAGCAGACCCAAUGGAUGAAGAAAAGCCAGUGUCUUCUCUAGCAAACAUCUCAGUGAAGAAAGAACAGGAGGAGGACUUUUCGAGUAUCGAGGGAGAUUCCAAAUUGAACCUAAAGCCGUCUAGUAGCACGAGUGGUGACUACGACGAGUGGCUAGAGAUUCAAAAAGAACUGGGAGUUUAUCACUCGACUGGUGAUUCCUUAAAGUGCAAAAACAUUAGUGGUGUUAAUCCAGGUGUAACUGGCACGACGGUGAAGCCCUCGAGGACCGAAAGAACGCGAAAUAACGGCGAAAGCCUUCCCCCACGUGCCAGUUGUGUGAAUUUCUCAAGUGCCGCGAUACCAAGUACUAUGUUGAAGAACGUGAUAAUCGAGUCGGACAUGUCGAUGGAGCCGAUGUUGGCCGGCGAGAAACGCUGGUGCUCCGGCGCGAAUUGCGCGACUGAGCUCGAGCGAGACUUGCUCGAGGACACGGACAGCCUCGACGAGCUGGCUUUCCACUCCCAGGUGCACUCUUUACCCGGGGACGUUGAUACCAGCAACAUCCUCGAACACGACGACAUCACCGCUCAAGUCCAGUCGGCUAUCGACAGUAUUUUGAAUCUCAAAAAAAGACCCUCUAGCUCAACGGCAACCACCAGCGCUCCCGGCGCGUCCCAAUCUAGUGAAUCUAAAGACCCAGUGCUCGAUCAAGCGGUCCGUAGCAUAAUGGGCUCGUGA
Cotesia congregata is the source of this 7005-nucleotide messenger RNA. Lineage: Eukaryota; Metazoa; Arthropoda; Insecta; Hymenoptera; Braconidae. The record is from the annotation of a GenBank genome assembly.